AUGAACCCGUCCUGCGCCAGGCACCCUAGGGAUGGGGUCUUCCCGUGCCGUCUCGCCUACCACUGGCUGGAAUAUCGGUUAACCGCCGAGGCGCUCAGGCACCCACAACGGGAUCGCGCCGCGCCUAGCUCCCUCUCAUCCCGACUUCCCCUAGCGAAUGCCCAAGGCCUUGACCCUCCUCCUCCUCCUCUUCCUCCUGCACCAUCGAUAUCUUCACCGAACAACUCCUCCGAACAGACGAGGAUUCAGCACAACCUAGAACAACUGCGCACAGUCAUUAUGACCGGGCUAGAUACUGUUAAAAAACGCCGCGCGCAGCCUGAGAACCUAAACGGCGCAAAGCCAAUGGCCGAUCCAUCGCCCACAACACGGACCGUCACAUGGCACGAUAUUCCCGAGUGGCGGCGGGACAACAAGUACAUUCUCACCGGCUAUCGCCCGUUGGAAGCAGACUAUUUACAAGUUGUCAAAAGUCUCACUUUCUUACACAAUGAGACCUGCAACGUUUAUACUCAUUUGAUCGGUGCUGUGUUACUGCCACUCUUGGCGGUCACUAUUCUCCGAACUAUAUAUGGGCCACAGUAUAUUGACGUCACAAGAACCGAUUUUAUCAUGUUCACUAUCUUCUUCUGUUCCGCCGAGAGCUGCCUGAUCUUCAGCGCUAUGUAUCAUCUUAUCGGAAGUCAUUCACACGAGGUGGAGCAAUUUUGGCACCGGAUGGAUUUGCUAGGGAUCGUUAUUGUGACCGUUGGUACCUUCAUUCCCGGGAUCUACUACAUCUUCAAUUGCGAACCAUUUCUGCAAAAGAUUCAUUGGACUAUUGUCUGUCACCCAAGUCACUCAAAUACAUCCUCGGUUGUCGUCCUUUGCGGUUCUGCCACGGCCGCCCUCAUCUGUAUACCUAAGUUUAGGACAUUGCGAUGGCGUAAAGUGAGGGUCGGCGCCUAUGUGGCCCUCGGUGCUUCCGCCUUUAUCCCUUUAUUGCACGGCGUGCAGGUCUAUGGUCUAGAAUAUAUGCUCGAGUAUUCGGGUAUGAAAUGGUACCUUGUCGAGCUCUUUCUGUACGGAGGGGGCUGCGGCCUUUAUGCAGUACGAACACUCUAUUUUCCCUACCCCUAA
Messenger RNA from Fusarium subglutinans, 1119 nucleotides. RefSeq names its product ent-kaurene synthase. The transcript is spliced from 3 exons. The coding region runs from base 1 to 1119 and encodes 372 amino acids. NCBI's taxonomy places the organism in Eukaryota, Fungi, Ascomycota, Sordariomycetes, Hypocreales, Nectriaceae. Gene Ontology annotation, molecular function: signaling receptor activity. Gene Ontology annotation, cellular component: membrane. The record is from RefSeq and is a predicted model, not a curated record.